Messenger RNA from Corticium candelabrum, 1181 nucleotides. RefSeq lists its product as uncharacterized. The record is from RefSeq and is a predicted model, not a curated record. The transcript has a single exon. Lineage: Eukaryota; Metazoa; Porifera; Homoscleromorpha; Homosclerophorida; Plakinidae. The coding region runs from base 1 to 831 and encodes 276 amino acids.
AUGGAGUUUUGGGAUGACCUGGGUCCAUUGCCAGAUUUGAAGCUGAAGUUAUGGUAUUUGGACGAUGGCUCUUUCCUUGGCCAGCGGGCUUCAGUUGCUUGUCUCUUGGAUGUCUUGUUAUCAAAGGGUCCCUCCUUUGGUCUUCAUAUCAAUUUGAACAAAUGUGAGGUCUUUUGGCCCUCUGGAGAUCAGAAUUUCCCCAAAUUUGCUACUGAAAUUCAGCGCAGUGUUCAGGUUCAUGGUGGUGGUGACUUCCUUGGUUGUCCUGUAUAUGGAUCUUCCUCAUAUGUUACUGAAUUUGUUUCCCAACGAGUGGACAAGAUUUUGGAUUGGCAGGACCGUUUGACAGCUUUAGAGGAUCCUCAGGUGGAACUUCAUCUUCUCCGCAGCUGUUUGAGCCUUUGCAAGCUGAAUCACAUCAUUAGAACGGUUCCUGGCUUCAAGAUCAAUGAUGUAUUGAUGCAGUUUGACAGUGGUCUUCAUCACAGUUUAGAGGCUUUAUCCUCUUCUUCGAUCUCUGAUCUGGCAUGGAAACAGGCAACUCUUCCAGUUUGUUUGGGUGGUCUAGGUCUUCAUGAGGCCUCUAGAUCUUCAUCUGCAGCUUUCGUUGGCAGCUGCAACUCUUCUCGGCAGUUGUCUCUCCGUCUUCUUAAUGACUCAGCGUUCAUGCCGUACAUGAAGAAAAUGAUUGGACUCAGCAUUCUUCCUUUUUCCCUGGUGAAGUGCAAUGCCGGCAACAUCUUGCAAGUCUUUUACCACCUACUAGUUCUGUCUCGUCCUCUGUUUCUUCUACACAACAUUCCUUCCAGAAGGCUCUGGAUGAUGCUUUGAGAUCCAGCAUUAAAGUCAGCUUUGUUAGUCUGCGAGAACAGGCACGUUUUAGUGCUGUCGCAUAUCCUCAUGCGGGGGCUUGGUUGAGGGCAAUCCCCAACUCAAGUCUAGGCCUGGCCAUGUCUCCGCGUGAAUUUGUGACUUCUUUGCGUUUGCGUUUGGGAAUUCCGGUUUUUCCAGCACCCCCACACUCAGUCCGUUGUGUGUGUGGUCAUGAAUUGGACAUUUUUGGUGACCAUGCUCUUGGCUGUGGUCCUCUUCGGAUUAAGCGACAUGAUGCCUUAUUUGACUCAUCUUCCACUGGUUGCUCUUAGACAACUCCAAUGUACGUUGAGAACAACGCUGUUCCU